AUGAAAGCAACAUCAAUCUGGUGGCUACUUAUCGUAGUCAAUAAAAUUAUCUACGUUGCCAAUGCUUAUUGGCUUACAGGCAAUCUUUGUUGGUCCAUGCCAUGUAUGAAUGGAGGUUCAUGUUUUGGAUCAGCAUAUACUUAUCUUUGUAUAUGUCCAAUUAAUUAUAGUGGAGCUUUAUGUGAAAAACAACUUGGUAUUUGUCAAGAAAAUCCAUGUGGUAAUCGAGGUUUAUGUAUUGAAAAAAGUUUAACAUCAUUUGAAUGUCGUUGUUAUUUUGAUUAUAUGGGUCCAACAUGUGAAGAACAUGUAUCGAAAAAUAUUCCUAAUAUAUGGUCAUCACUUUUACCUACACAUACAAGAAUUCUAUUUAAUAUGUUAAAAGAAGCAUAUCGUGCAAAAGUAAAACAGAGAUCAUCAAUUAGUUCAGAAACUGAACAUAUAGAUUUUAUUGGUUUAUUAAAUACAAAUGAAUCGACUCAUACUACUUCAAUGCCAAUGACAUCAACACUCAUAGAGUCUAAUUUUAUAACUCAUCAAAAUGAAUUAACUGAAACAGAACAUGUUAUACAAGCACAAGAUAUUAAACUUGAAAAAAUUUUUCCCGAUAUAAAUACUAUAUCAACAGUAGAAAUGAAUACUGAAGAAUCUCUUCCAUUCGAUUAUUCAACUACAUUCUUAACAAAUUUUGAAAUCGAUAUGACAUCUACUCCUAUGAUUAUAGAAAAUAUGACAACAGCAGAAAUCGAACAAAUUCAAUCUACUUCUUUAAAUCUUAUUGAAGAUCAAGAAACAAUUAAUGCUACUGAACAAUUAGAUACAAUCAUAACCUCAACAUCGAUUCAAUGGUUGGAUGAUGAUAAUAAUAAUACCACUGAUGAUAUAACAACAGAAAAUUUAAUUGAACAAAUAGAUAAUAAUACAGAAUCCAUUGUUAUAACUACAACGGAACCUAUUGAUUAUACUUCUUCGAGUGUCGAUAUAACAAUGGAUGAUUAUGAUGCAUCUUAUACAUCAGAUCAAAUGAUUACUUCAUCUAUUAAUACAUCUGAACUACCAUCAUCUAUAGAUACAACGACGAUCUCUCAAAUUGCACAUAGUCAAUUACUUUAUAAAUUAUGCCGACAAAUUUUAUCACAUCUUUUACCUAAUGCAUCAUCAACAGCUGUUACUGGAUCUAGUUUAUCAUUGGCAUCAGAUUUAUCAUCUAAAAAUAAUAAUACACCUGAUAAAUUUCUGUCUUGGAUAAGUAAAUAUCUCAGUUCAUCUAAAAGUAUAAGUACGUCAUCAACUGUACCGUCAUUAUUAAUCAAUAAAAUUCGAAUACCAUCAAUUUCAUUACAACGGAUAGAUAUGGAUGAUGCACUUCAUAAAAUGAAUAUUAAUAACAUUAAUAGUGAACAAUGA
Molecule: messenger RNA, 1407 nt
Organism: Rotaria sordida
Lineage: Eukaryota; Metazoa; Rotifera; Eurotatoria; Philodinida; Philodinidae
Source: the annotation of a GenBank genome assembly